AUGCCUAGUCAAGAUGAAGAGUUGACCAGGUUUGAAAUCCUAGAUUCCAACUUGCGCGGAUUGCUACAGAGGGACACGGUUGCCAACAUUAUCAGGCGACACUUGAAGAAGGAUGAAUCGAAAUUGCGCGAGUUUGACUUGAUCCGAGCCGACGAGAACAUGACGCUGGUCUCGGUAGACUCAAACAAGAUGUUGGUGUUGACCAUGUUGCUUGGCCAAGUGGUGUAUGAGGCCUUGACCUGGGCGUUGAACAUGGAGUUGGAGACGGAUCUCCAGCUUUCAACUUGCCAGUUCGAGCCUCGAGGCGGCGGCCAGUGUCCCGAGGUGUUGAUUCGGCGCGGCGCGCAAAGGCGGUCCCUCGAGUCCCUAUUUGCCCAAUUGAGCAUUACUUGGAAAGACGGCAUAUUCGUGCCUCGCGAAGCUGGCGGUGACGGUGGCGGUGACGGUAAUGACGAAGAUACCGGCGAACUACCCCGGGACUCUGAUUUGGAGCAAGAUUGCGACGAAUUUAGAGUUGAUUUGGAAAACUGGUAUUGCGAUUGCAUUCAGUACCAACUGAGUAUCGAUCUAAAGAGUCUCCUACUCGACAAGCUGACCGCGGAUGUCCUCCAGUUUAACGAGCUGAAUCACGAUAAUUUCAUUUGGCAAUUGCUUUACCAACUGCGAUGCAACCAGUUGGUCCCCUCACCAAUCUGCUGCCAUUUGCUUGCGCUUUUGAUCGUCUUGUAUAACUACGACAUCCUCGACGAAGAGUCUAUCCUUGUAGCAAAUAAAAGAACAACCUGA
Molecule: messenger RNA, 786 nt
Organism: Lodderomyces beijingensis
Lineage: Eukaryota; Fungi; Ascomycota; Pichiomycetes; Serinales; Debaryomycetaceae
Source: the annotation of a GenBank genome assembly